UUAUUGCAAUAACGGAUAUGAUAAGCUGAUCUGCGCGUCUGAUUUUAUCCUACAUUCUUCUUCGUUUAUUGCAGAGGAAAUAUCUUAGCGUUUGACAUGAAAGAAAGCGGCUUAAAUACGGGCAUGUUUCUGACAUUUCCUUUGCUUUAUAUUGCAGCGUCUCUUCUGUACGUGUGUGUGGAUUGUUCAUGUUCUUUUAGUGGAAUGCCUGGUGGUCCUACUGGAGAACCGCCUGUUACUACAUGUAACUACUUGGGAUGGAUAAUUGAGGCUAACUCGUCUUUCAAGUCCCCAGCCCCAUACUGUGAAGAGUGCACUUGUUAUGGUUUUGGAUCUUACAGUUGCUGCGGAUACGGAUGGAAAGGAGGUUAUAUUGGUAUACCUGGCUGUAGAAGAGUUAUUGACAAUAGUACAUGUGAUCAUCUGUUUGUUGACAUGAUUGACGAGACACAACCGUGUAGACCAGUUUCACGAAUACCAGCUUAGGCGUUUCAUUUGAUUACGUUAAGGCAAAAAUGUUUGCAAUUAACGUUGUUUAGUUAAUUAAAAGCGCUUCUGUUAAUGCAUCGACAAUUAAUUAAUUAAAUAAAAUCCAUGGCAAUUUG
Messenger RNA from Mercenaria mercenaria, 605 nucleotides. RefSeq lists its product as uncharacterized. NCBI's taxonomy places the organism in Eukaryota, Metazoa, Mollusca, Bivalvia, Venerida, Veneridae. The coding region runs from base 97 to 486 and encodes 129 amino acids. The record is from RefSeq and is a predicted model, not a curated record. The transcript has 3 exons.